ACUUGGCUUUAAACUUUGUAUAUAGAGAUUGUUUUGUAUCCUAAAAGCUUUUCUCGCUUCUUUUUUUUUCAUCCAGUAACUAAAUAUCUCUAAAUUUGUUUUCGUGCUUCAAAGUAAAACUUACACGGAGUCCCAAAGAAACUGUUAAAUUUAAAAGAAAAAGGGUCAGGUUAAAGCGAGGAAGCUUUUUUAUUUAUUUUUUAUUUAAAAGCUCAGUAUUCGUACAAAAAAAAAUAAAAAUAUUCGUUUCAAAAUCACAGUGACUGGAAAAUAAAGAAAAUAAUUCUCUAAAAAAAUUUCUCAAAAGUGAAAAAUUAAAUUUUUUAAAGAAGUUAAAGAAAAAUUUCACCACGAUGGCACCAAAAGAUGAUCUUUACACCUUGAUUGAUACGGCGCUCAGUCUCAAUAAUAUUGUGGAUUACAAAUCGCUGCACAGUUUGCUUUACAAAAUUGUCGAUCUUUUGGGGAAUGAACAAUCAACUCAAAGGAGUCACAAAAGGGCGGAUUCAUUUGCUCAAGAAACAUCAUUUGCUGAAGAAAGAUCAAUAGCUGAAGAACAUUCAAUUUCUGGAGGAAAAUCAGUUGUCGAAGAAAAAUCAAUUGCUAAAGAAAAAUCAUUUGCUGAAGAAAAAUCAAUUGCUGAAGAACAUUCAAUUUCCACAAAUAAAAGCCUCAAUCUGACGGAAUAUAGACAGAACUUGGAAUUAUUAGAAAAGAGAAUAAGUAUCUUGGAGACGAGAUUAACAUUAAAAGAAUCAUUGUCUCCCAACAUUCCAAAGCAUUCAAUUCAAUCCCUCUACUACUCUAUGAAUUCCUCCGAUGAUAGUGAUCCCUCAAAGGAAGUAAGUUUGAAGGCAUUUGAAGCAAUUAAUCAAUCUGAUUUGCAUUCUCCAUGGAAGUCAGAUAUGGACAAAGACAGCACGGAUAUUGAUUUGAUGCAAACGAGUACUCCAGCUAACUCCCGCACUGAAAUUAAAAGCUUCCGGUCAUCUGAGUCAACUGAAAGGCGAUCUGUGGUGUAUUCAAUGAUAAAGGAUUUAAUAUCUGAUAGCACUUCACCUGAAUUGAUGAAUCAAAGCAGUAACAAUCAACGUCUAGAAGCUCUGGAAAGAAGAAUGAAUGAUGCUGAAAUUAAGUACAUCGGUUUGCAGGAGAAAUUGGCAAAAAUAAAUUCCUCAAAAGGUGAUUUGCUUGAAGGAUCAUCGGUUGAAGCUUCUGAAAGUUUCAUGCAUGAGGGCACAGAAGAAGUGAAAAUAAAGCUGAAUGAUUUGGAAAUUAAUUACAAAAAUCUCCAGGAGAAAUUAGCAGUAACAGAUUCAAUUCAAGAAAAACUGCAGGAGAAAUUAUCAGUGGGUGCAUUUGAAAAUAUCCUUCAUGAAUGCAGGGAUGCCGCGAGAAAAAUGGAUGAUAGAGGACGAAAUGAGAGAAUUGCUUUCAAUGCAAAAGUAGAAGAUUUUUCGCAAAAACUUGCUACACUUGAUGCAACAAUGAUGGAUCAAAUAGAUCAUCUGAAGAAUCUCUUAGCUGAUCAACUUCUACAGCUUGAGGGAAGAAUUCGAAGAAUGAAGAAGAUUUUCGAAGAUCAAGAUCCCUGUUAUGCAGCUGGUGGAAAAAAUAAAGCCUUGGGAGACUUAGCGUGCAUCUCAUGCAAUAGGUACGUCACAAUGCGCCUUAAUGAACAACAAUGCCUCAGCACAGUUCUAGGUAAGCCCCUAACAAGAACAACGCAAGGAUGCCCGGAGACAAAGAAAUUUGAGAAGAAAACUUCAGAUAAUUUUCGUGAAGGUGAAAAGCGUUUAGCUGGUGGAAAACACACGAUAAUUUCCUCAUCGGAUAGACAAGCACAUAUGAGUAUGCGAAGUGAGGGGGCUAUAAAUUCGAAUGCAAUGCGUUUAAUUUGUAUUGACACACAGACUCCUUCUAAUUAUGGUACACAGAGAAUUCUGGGUGGGAUUAUAACAGGUGUUUUGGCCUCGAAAAAUCAAUAAAAAUUAAGACUAUCUUCCAGUGAUGCUGUUAUCAGGAAAAUCGGGAAAAUCAAUGAAAUUUAUUUCUACAUAGUAAAUUUGUACAAAAAAUCUGAAUAAAAAAAAUUGUAAAAUUUAAA
Lutzomyia longipalpis is the source of this 2107-nucleotide messenger RNA. RefSeq lists its product as uncharacterized. The coding region runs from base 354 to 1988 and encodes 544 amino acids. The record is from RefSeq and is a predicted model, not a curated record. Lineage: Eukaryota; Metazoa; Arthropoda; Insecta; Diptera; Psychodidae. The transcript is spliced from 2 exons.